GUUCCUUCCACAAGUAGGCCUCUUUUCCCUUCCACAUCCCCUGUUCGUCAAAUAAUCUCAAAGCAUCUUCCGAUAUAAAUUCACAGCCUUCAAGCACUCGAGCCAUCGGCAAAGCUUUUUGCAGGAAGAUAAUAAUAAUUACAAGGCAAAAACAAGGAGAAAAAAAGAAGAAGAAGAGAUGGGUGUGGAUUACUACAAGCUUCUGCAGGUGGACAAGAACGCCAGCGACGACGAUUUGAAGAAAGCUUACAGAAAGCUCGCCAUGAAGUGGCACCCUGAUAAGAACCCCACCAACAAGAAGGAAGCCGAGUCCAAGUUCAAACAGAUCUCUGAGGCCUACGAGGUUCUGAGUGAUCCCCAGAAAAGAGCAAUUUAUGAUCAAUACGGAGAAGAAGGCCUGAAAGGCCAAGUGCCGCCGCCGGAUGCCGGUGGGCCUGGCGGUGGAGCUACCUUCUUCCAAACUGGGGACGGUCCAAAUGUGUUUAGAUUCAACCCCAGAAACGCCGACGACAUUUUUGCUGAUUUCUUUGGGUUCUCGAGCCCCAUGGGUGGAAUGGGAGGCGGAAUGGGCGGUGGCGGCAUGAGGGGUGGAAGGUCUUUUGGUGGAAUGUUUGGGGAGGACGUGUUCAGUUCAUUCGGAGAAGGCCGGCCCAUGAGUCAUGCGCCACGAAAAGCUCCACCUAUAGAGAAGAGGUUGCCUUGCAGCCUUGAGGAGCUGUACAAGGGGACUACCAAGAAGAUGAAGAUUUCGAGGGAAAUCGCAGAUGCAAGCGGGAAGACCAUGCAAGUGGAGGAAAUACUAACCAUAGAAAUCAAGCCUGGCUGGAAAAAGGGAACCAAAAUCACCUUCCCGGAGAAAGGGAACGAGCAAGGAAACAUAACUCCUGCGGAUCUUGUGUUCAUAAUCGACGAGAAACCACACAGCACAUUCACAAGGGAUGGGAAUGAUCUUAUUGUCACGCAGAGGAUUACUCUAGCAGAAGCUCUAACAGGUUACACUGUCCGCCUGACCACCCUAGAUGGAAGGAGCCUCACCAUCCCCAUCAACAAUGUGAUUAGUCCAGACUAUGAGGAGGUAGUCCCUAGGGAGGGCAUGCCCAUACCCAAAGACCCCUCCAAGAAGGGUAACCUCAGAAUCAAAUUCAACAUCAAGUUUCCGACAAGAUUGAAUGCCGAACAGAAGGCCGGAAUUAAGAAAUGCUUGCAGGCUUGAUCAGAAUUCGAGCCGAUGUGCUAUGUGAAUCCAAGGGCGCUUGUGUAUAUUUUUUGGAUGGUUGGGAUCUUUGUAUUACUAGUUUGUCUUUGUAAGGUUAAACAUUUGUUUGUCCAAUAGAACACUGAGCCAUUCUAGCUCUUACCAAAGCAGCGAAUAAAGCCUUUGGUCUCAGCUGAAUUUCAUCUUUUAA
Messenger RNA from Malus domestica (apple), 1406 nucleotides. RefSeq lists its product as uncharacterized. The record is from RefSeq and is a predicted model, not a curated record. Gene Ontology annotation, cellular component: cytosol. NCBI's taxonomy places the organism in Eukaryota, Viridiplantae, Streptophyta, Magnoliopsida, Rosales, Rosaceae. Gene Ontology annotation, molecular function: protein-folding chaperone binding.